Messenger RNA from Dentiscutata erythropus, 465 nucleotides. The record is from the annotation of a GenBank genome assembly. NCBI's taxonomy places the organism in Eukaryota, Fungi, Glomeromycota, Glomeromycetes, Diversisporales, Gigasporaceae.
AUGUCAAAAAAAUUUUUACAUUUAACUAUCUUGGCAUUGAUUUGUAUCAUUGCUGGAUUAGUUCAAACCACUCCAAUAAAGAGACAUGAACCGUCUAACGAUCCAAGUCUUGUAUACGCCCAUAUCGAUUCUAGUGAAUUAGCUGCCGUACUUAGUUGGCACUGGGGUGCAGCAGUACCCAACAAAAUUCUAAUGAAUUUGUUGGUGGAAUUAGUAACAAUAGAAGAUAUAACUGUUUAUGAUUUUAAAAUUUAUUGUGAUGAUAAAGUGGCAUUUGACCUCACACCAGCUAUUAUAGACGGAUCUACCACCAGAAAAGAAUUGGAUACCUUUACUAACGAGAAUAUUGCAUUUGCAUUCUUUACUGAAACAUUUACUGGAGUUGAUAAACCUGCAGCCCUUAUAGGUUACACACUUGUUAUUUGUCGUGAUGGAAAAGAAAUUGGACGAACAACAAUCUCAUAA